Messenger RNA from Olea europaea var. sylvestris, 672 nucleotides. RefSeq lists its product as uncharacterized. The record is from RefSeq and is a predicted model, not a curated record. The transcript is spliced from 2 exons. NCBI's taxonomy places the organism in Eukaryota, Viridiplantae, Streptophyta, Magnoliopsida, Lamiales, Oleaceae. Bases 1 to 672 code for a protein of 223 amino acids. Gene Ontology annotation, molecular function: zinc ion binding; nucleic acid binding.
AUGGGCUUAGAUGAAGCCAUGUUCGAGAAAGUUGUGUCCACAACAAAAGCUAAGGAAGUUUGGGAGAUUCUUGAGAACAAUUUCAAGGGAUUUGAAAAAGUGAAGAAAGUUUGCCUUCAAGUCCUUCGUGGGGAGUUCAAAUCUGUGCACAUGAAAGAGUUUGAAUCUGUCUUUGACUAUUUCACUAGAGUGUCUUCCAUUGUUAAUUAUAUGAAGCGGUACGGGGAGAAUAUUGAAGAAAGUCUUGUCGUCGAGAAAAUUCUUAGAUCACUUGACUCAAAACUUGAGUUUGUUAGUAUUGCCAUUGAAGAGUCUAAUGACAUGGAUACCAUGACCCUUGAUCAACUCAUGGGAUCCUUGCAAGCAUAUGAAGAAAGAUUGAAGAAGAAAGGAGAACCGGUAGCUCAAGAACUCCAAACAAAUGUCUCCUUGGGAGGAUCAAGCAAUCAAUCGAGAGGACGAGGUCAUUGGAACUAUAGGUCCAAGAGAGGUGGCGGAAGAAGAUAUGACAAGUCCAAUGUUCAAUGUUACACUUGUCAUAAAUAUGGUCACUAUGCUUCCGAAUGUAGGAGUGACACCAAUAGUAAUGAAGAGAGAGUGAAUUAUGUUAAAGCAAAGAAAGAUGAAGAAUUGUUGUUGUUGUUGGCAAUAAAAGAAGAAAAGGAUAAAUAA